Messenger RNA from Procambarus clarkii (red swamp crayfish), 1216 nucleotides. RefSeq lists its product as uncharacterized. Lineage: Eukaryota; Metazoa; Arthropoda; Malacostraca; Decapoda; Cambaridae. The record is from RefSeq and is a predicted model, not a curated record.
AUGUAUUUAUGUCUCCUCAGUCACUCCAGAGCCACAGUCCAGAGUAGGUCCACGCUUCCAGUCACUCCAGAGCCAUAACCUACAUUCGAUCUACAUUUCUAUCAUCUGCUUCUUAAGUGCUCCAUACUCUGAGGAGGAUGAAGGGGACGACGCUGCUGCUAGUGGUGGUGACGGCGUGCGGCCUCCCAGCCCAGGUACUCUCCGUCUGGCCCGUCAUGAGCGACUACAUCGACUUUGUUGUGACAAAAAGUUGCUUCGGCGAAGAGACAGCGGUGAUGCUCGAGAAGAUGGGACGAGAGAUGGGGGCGACCUGCUGGAUGAUGGAAUGGCAACACAUGUACGGCUUCCCCAGGGACCAGGUGACGAGGAAGAGAAGGAACCUCUUGAAGAUGCCCACAACUCCCUCCGACAGCCUCCUCGCUUGCAACCUCCGAGGUCUCAACUUGCUGACGGCCGAGAAUGUGAUGAAUUACGAUGUAGUGGACACGUGGCUGAAGAACAACAUGACGGACACUGACUUGAGCGGGAAGCUGCUGGAGGCGUCGUCGACCUGCAAGCAACUUCAGGUUCCUCUCCAGAAUCUGCCUCUCGACGAGUCUGACAGCUCGCUGCUCAAGGGCGUCCUCGCCUUCAGGACUUACAUGAACUGCAUGAACGCAGAGGGCACCAAGUUAUGCAAGGAGAAGGAGCUGAAUCGUUUCAUGGAAAAGAUGGAAGGGAAAUAGGCAUUGAACACCUUAGCCAAUGUCUUCUGGACGAAUCUUGAGACGUCUGCCUUACCCUCUCACUGACAUCUGUGACGACACUUGCGUAUCAGAGCUCAUUUGAAAUGUGUUAUGAUACAUUGGCUUCAUUGGCUUCCAAGUAGCGCCUGUACUGUUGCCACUCACUUCUCUACAUGUUAAUAAGAAUUUUGUCCCCGGCCAAGAGACCAGCAAGAGCCAGACACAAUACACACGCUCACAGCCCUGCCAAACAGCAGCCGGACACCAGGGAUACAGUUCAGGCUGUCUUAUGUACACAGGAAGCUUUUAUUAUUACAAUUACUAUUAUUUAAACAAGUUGAGGUAAUGUCCAGUGAAAUAUAUUCCAUAUUAAAGCAUACCUGUAUUGAUACAUUAAGACUCAUUAAAGUUUCCCGGUUGCUUUGAGAGUUCUGCUUGUCAGUAGCACAAUGUGUAAAACAUAUACAUAAAUAUAUAAUAAUUUGUCACCA